AGAAGAGAUGCGUAAGGUGACGAUCUGCUCCCCCCCCCCCGCGCGUUAUCCCAAGCAGUUUGUUUGUUUUAAAAUGAACUGUCUCUGAAACUUUUGAUAUCUUUAUCAGUUUCCUUGACUCCGAAGCCGUUUCACCCGGACAGGCUGGCUACAUAUUUACAGUUGGAUGUUGUAAGGGGUGGCAAUCAAAUCGCCAGAGACUAAUCUGUGCGAGUGUGUGCGCGUGCUCUUCGGGGGAUGCGGUGCGCUCUCUCUCUCUCUCUCUCUCUCUCUCUCUCUCUCUCUGUGUGUGUGUGUGUGUGUGCGCGCGUGUGUACACCACCUUGAAGGAGCGUCUAGCAGCCUUGAAAACGUCGGGGUUAGUUUUCUGAGCCUAUGGUGCCCCCUCUGGAUGGAAAGGAGAAGGACACUUGAUCUGCAGCAAAGGUGAUUUGUUUAUAUAUGUAAGUCACUGUAAAAGUUCCAAGAAAAGUCUGAAAGGAGAGUGGAAAAAGUGCACGGAAAGCAAAGCAAAAAGGCAAUGGAAUGGCGUCUGUCCUAGGGAAGGCAACAUGACAGCUAAUGAUUUAAAGAGUUUGCAAUGCGGGAAGCGCCCACAACUGACGGGCUGUCGAAUUGCUAAGCGAGACAGUGGGAUGCGCACAUAUGACGUCUCGAUAGAUGGAUUAUCAAAAGGCGAAUCAAUCGCAAACUGCGCCCACUUUCUCUCCUUAGUCGUUUCUCUGGCGCAGCCAAGCUGUGCGGUUGUGCCAGAGCGCAUCCCCAUGUCGUGAAUUCUUUAUAUCCGUCGGGAAACUUUUUCCUCUUGCUGUGUCACCUACUUUUAAGGAAAGAUUGUGGAAACAGUGCAAAGCUAAUAGGUAAUAUGUAUGCGCGUGUGUAUAUAUAGAAAAGACCUGAGGUUAGUAGGCAUAGCGUCUGAUUCGAAAAACGAAUCAAAAACAUUUCACAACAGACGUCUCUGAAACGAGAUCCAUCUGAAUAUAUACAUGAAACGAAGAAGAAAACUUUUCUCUCUUUCUCCGUGGUUUGAGCAGCGGGGCGGGGAGCGAUGGGGAUAUAUUUCGACUCAUAAUGCAUCCCCUUGCGCCUGCUUCGCGUCUGGCCUUGGAAGGGAGCAUGUGAGCGAGCCUAACAAGUAAAUCCAAGUAUUGUCUUUACGAUGAAGGAUCACGCUUGAGGAAGAAAAUCCUGAAUUAUAGGGAUUUAAAAUAUAUUAGAUCCCUCCCGGCAGGAUGCGUAGCUGAUGAUCAUUUCCAUAGGUCCAACCCUUUCUAAAAAGCGUAGCUCAUGUGCAGGUUUACUUGAAAGUAAGUCCCGCUGCUUUCCGUGGCGCUUACUCCCUAGUUAAACCCCUGGGUUGAAUGUUAGCUUGUACCUGUUGACUUUUACGGUGGAAAGUCGUGUCUGCUUGAAAUAGAAAUUUGGUCAUGUUAUGUUCCUACACAGCAGAUCACUCUCAGCGUGAAUAUUUUGGAAGAGGGUGUUACUGUCAUUCACACCCACCCACCACUAACCCUACUUUGCACAAUAUAAGACCAGAGUAAGGGAAAUUAAAGAUAACCAUUUUUAAAAGGAGUCGUCCUAGCCUAAGUAUAUAGCGUAGAAGGGGGGUGGUAUUUAAAACUAAACCUCUGGGUCAGAUUCUCACGCCGUGAGUUGCAGUACAGCGCCUGAGGUCAACCUUGCCUUCUCUUCCUGAAACUUUUAAGUAUGGAUAAAGCAUUAGGAUGAGCAAACAAAAAAGCUGGGGGGGGGGGGAGACAGAUAGACAGACAGACAGACAGACAGACAGACAGAGACACAUACAUACAUACAGAGAAGCUCUAAGCUCUUUCCGAGUGAGAGAGCUAGCGAGCAAGCGUUUGUUCUGCAGUUUUACCGGAGCGAUGACGUAUCUGCUAGGGAAGAUUUCAUGCCUUUUCUUCAGCAGAAAUCUGCCCAGAUCAACAAGUAGAAAAGAGAAAGGAGAAGAGUUUACUCGGAAGAAUAUAUAGCGCAAGAGUUGGGAAGUACAAAGGCUCAACUGCAGCGCGCGACAAACUUUCUCUUUCCCCCCUCCCUCUCCCCCCUCCCCCCGCAUUUUCCUCUCUGAGAUCUGCGCUCAUUUCUCCCCUCCCUUCAGAGAGCGGCGAGAAAGGAGGGGGAGAGAGAAAAAACUUUUCAGCCAAUCAGCUGUGUGCCAGCCCUCCAGGGGCAGGCCUGCCAUUGGCUGAAAGUUUCUAAGGUGAAAUAGCAGAGGAGAGUAUUUAUUAAAGAGACCCAGAGAGAGAGUUAGUAGAGCUGAGCUUGAAACCGACUAGGUGAUUUUGGGAGCCUUUAUAUAUAUACUGCAUAUAUAAAUUCUUUCUUCCCCUUCUCUACCCUCCAACCUCCGAGGAACUUUUUCUCCUUUUUUGAAAGGGGUGGAAUAUAUAUUUUUAUAUAUAUUCUUCCGACAACCCCUCCACGAAAAAGCUGCCCACAUGUCCAUUGCUUGAGAGCAAAUAGCAGCAGCAGCAGCAGCAGCAACAGCAGCAGCGAUUUUGCAAAAGCGUCUGAGAUCCGAGGUCUUCUUUCCAGUUUCUGCAACCCAGGCGAGACAUUUUUGGUGCCCCUUGCAAACUUUUCGUUGUCGUUGCCGCUGGGCUCGUCUCCUUUCAUGCAGUUUUAAGAGACCCUGCCACUUUCGCUUUUUCACCCCUCCCCACCCUCCUCUUCCUCCCCCCACCCACCCCCUCUUCCCACCCCUUCUUGCUCGCUUUUUUUAUUUCCACCGAUAUCCCCCCCUGGGCCGCUUUCUCGCAUGAAUCUCCUCGACCCUUUCCUGAAGAUGACCGAGGAGCAGGAGAAAUGCCUGUCCGGCGCCCCCAGCCCCACCAUGUCGGACGAUUCGGCCGGCUCCCCUUGCCCGUCGGGCUCUGGAUCGGACACCGAGAACACGCGUCCCCAAGAGAACACGUUCCCCAAAAGCGACCCGGACCUGAAGAAAGAGAGCGACGAGGACAAGUUCCCCGUGUGCAUCCGAGAAGCCGUCAGCCAGGUCUUGAAGGGCUACGACUGGACGCUCGUGCCCAUGCCCGUGCGCGUGAACGGAUCCAGCAAGAACAAGCCCCACGUCAAGCGCCCCAUGAACGCCUUCAUGGUGUGGGCGCAGGCCGCGCGCAGGAAGCUCGCCGACCAGUAUCCGCACCUGCACAAUGCCGAGCUGAGCAAGACGCUGGGCAAACUCUGGAGGUUAUUGAAUGAGAGUGAGAAACGCCCAUUUGUGGAGGAGGCAGAAAGGCUGAGGGUGCAGCAUAAAAAAGACCAUCCAGACUAUAAGUACCAGCCGCGAAGGAGAAAGUCGGUCAAGAAUGGGCAGGCUGAGCAAGAGGAAGGAUCUGAGCAAACUCACAUCUCCCCUAAUGCCAUCUUCAAGGCCCUGCAGGCGGAUUCUCCCCAGUCUUCAUCCAGCAUGAGCGAAGUGCAUUCUCCCGGGGAACAUUCUGGACAGUCUCAAGGGCCACCGACCCCUCCCACUACCCCUAAAACAGAUGUGCAGCCCGGGAAGCAGGACCUGAAACGGGAAGGGCGCCCCCUGCAGGAAGGAGGAAGGCAGCCACCCCACAUUGACUUCCGAGACGUGGACAUUGGCGAGCUCAGCAGCGACGUCAUCUCCAACAUCGAGACCUUCGACGUCAACGAGUUUGACCAGUAUCUCCCACCCAAUGGCCACCCCGGGGUCCCGGCCACCCAUGGCCAGCCCGGCCAAGUCACCUAUACUGGCAGCUAUGGAAUCAGCAGCACAGCAGCUGCUCCAGCCAGCACAGGGCAUGCCUGGAUGUCCAAGCAGCCGCCGCCCCCGCAGCAGCCGCCGUCUCAGCCACAGCCGCCCCAAGUGCCACAGCAGGCCCCCCAGCAACCACAGCACACCUUAACCACGCUGAGCAGCGAGCCAGGGCAGGCCCAGCAGAGGACACACAUCAAGACCGAGCAGCUGAGCCCCAGCCAUUACAGCGAGCAGCAGCAGCACUCGCCCCAGCAGAUCAGCUACAGCUCCUUUAACCUGCAGCACUACAGCUCCUCCUACCCCACCAUCACCCGCUCGCAGUACGAUUACACAGACCACCAGAGCUCCAACUCGUACUACAGCCAUGCCGCCGGCCAGAGCUCCAGCCUCUACUCUACCUUCACGUACAUGAACCCCGCCCAGAGGCCGAUGUACACGCCCAUUGCAGACACUGCGGGGGUGCCUUCCAUUCCUCAGACCCACAGCCCGCAACACUGGGAGCAGCCUGUCUACACACAGCUCACCAGGCCGUAGGCUCUUGACGGACAGCAAAGCGUCCUCAGACUUUGGUGAAAGUUUCUUUUUUAAAAAAAGAAAAGAAGAAGCAAGCUACACGUGAACAAGUAAGAGAAAGGAAAAUCCCAGAAUGCCUUUUGUACUACAGCAUCCUUCCGAAAUCAGCUGGAGAAUCCUGCUCCAUAAAUAAACAUUCCAUGGUGGACUUAGCACCUUUGCUUUGGAGGUGAUUUUCAUUCCGAAAACAGCCAGCUUAGUUCGCCUAGGUAUGGACUUGGUGAUUAUUUUUUAACAAUAACUAAAAAUGAAAAAUGAAUAAUUUUUUUAUUAUUACAAAACUCAAGAGUAUUCCUCUGUGAGGAAUAGGCUCUAUUCUAAGUAUUUUGUUUUGUUUUGUUUAGUAUGUACUGUGUAUGAUUCGUUACCAAUUUGAGGGGAUUUUACAUGUAAUUGUACUUCUUGUUUUUAGAGAAACCUUUCUCUCUCUCUCUCUCUUUAAUGCUCCUUAUUUUGACAGCUAAACAACACUUAGCAAAAACGGCAUGCCUUAGCCAGAGGUAUUUUUGUAUAGUUAAUGGUCUUUCUCUUGUAGGCAGAAAAAAAAGUGGAUAGAGGAAAAGCAAACUGGGGAGAAGCUCUUCACUAACCAGUGGUCAGUUACUCAAUGUGAUGUUGCGGAUUUGGAAAGAGACUUUAUUUUUCCAGCUGGGAAGUAAAAGGGUUUUUUUGUGGGGAGGAGGGAGGUUUGAAAGGGGGGGGGGAAAGAUCCACACCUUAAGCCUUAAAGAAACACUAUUGAAAAGCCUUAACAGCAAACCUGCAAUAUCUUCCAAGAGAGCUUGUGUGAUUAUUUCUCUCACUGCCAAGGGGAAAUAUGAGGCUUCAGACCGUUUUUUAAAGGUCUGAAGCUCUCUCUCUCUCUCUCUUUUAAUGCAACCAGCAGCACCAGAUUAUAAUGCCACAAAUCCUACCAUGACCCCCCCUUCUUCAGCUCCUGACACUGCCCCCUCCCCAUGUGCGAAACAGAUGCUGACCAAUCCAUACAGAAAACAACCCCCCCCCCCCGCCGCAAAUUCCAUUAUGAACUCAAUUUGCAGGGCAGGGCAGGGCAGGGAUAUCUACUUUAACAAAGGUCAUGGAUGACAGCACCGGUGUGUGUGUUUUUUCUUUUCUUCUUCUUUUUAAAUAAAAAGUAUAUAUAUUUAUUUUGUGGGGGGGGGAGGAAGAGUUUUUUAAUCAAGAGAUUUUCCUCCAUUUCCCCCUUCCACAUUAGAAGUUCUUGUAAUGUAAACAGAAAUUCCAGAGUCGGUAUAUGGUGCCUAAUCGUUAAAUUAUGGUCUAAAUCAAUAACCCCCUUAUUUUAUUUAUCUCUCUCAUUCCUUUUUUUGUACUUUUUAUUAUUAUUAUUAUUCCUUCAGAAUGUGUCUUAGGUUUGUACAAAUAUGUCUGCUUCUUUUCUGUUCUUCCUUACUUCUUCUUUUCCCUCCUGUUUGAGGAUAAACUGGAAAAAAAAUAUGUCGUUGUUUUUCAUUGUAGACACAAAAGAUUGCAAAUGUAGUGUAUCACUGAGUCAUUUGCCUUAUUUUCUGCCUCAGCUCUUCCAGAUUUACAUAUACCUGUAGGGCCUAGGAGUACACAGGCCAGCAGGAUUAAGGUAGUAGAAUGGACUGUACCACUUAAGCUUUGAGGCUACUGUUGGGGCUGCCAUUUUUAAUGCUUCCUGCAUGGGAUAUUUUAUAUUUAAACCCUCCAUCGUUGUUGUUGUUUAUAAUUGCAGGGAGUUCUUUUACAGGGGGCAAGGGGAAGCAUUCGAAAGAAACGAUACCACCCCCGACUUGCAAACCAAAGUGGUACAAUCCACUCCACUACCUCGAGAUUCCGCCACCAUCCUUGGGUGUCCUAGGGCAGGCCUUGGUCUGUUCAAGAGAAGCAAAGCGACAAUGGGUGCAGCCACCAAUCCCUGCUGCUUUGUAAGCCCUCUUCUUUUCCAUGGGGCUUGCACAUUUCUAUGGGGCUCAUAUUUGGCCCUUGAAAGCUCGAUGGAAAUGAACGAAAGCUGUGGAGCAGCGGUUCUUGGUUGGUAGCUCCCAAAGUGUGUGGCUCACCUUCCACCUCUUCACACUGUGUGAUUUGGGAGGAUAGUUAGGGCAAUGAAUCUGACCUUUGGUGAAGCGGUGGCUGAACAGUUAAGGGUUGCUUUUUUUAAAAAAAAAGAUAGCCAACUUUUUUAUUUAAAAAAAAGUUAUAUUUGUUAAUGUUUUGUAGGGAAUACAGUAGAAGAAAAUCUUAAAGCACUCAUAAUAUGGUAUCUUUUCUACUUCUAUAUUAAAAAAAAGCAGAUAUUUCUAAAGUAUUUCUGUAACUUAAAAACAAUCUUUCCUUUUUAAAAAUCAGUUUUAGGUAAGGCUGGGUUUCCGUUUUGUUUCCGUUUUGGUCAUUUUGUUUGCAAAUCCCUUUUGGUUCUCUGUACAACUUACCUUUUUGUAUAUUAUUGUUUGCAAUAAAUAUACGUUUUAUUAAAC
Messenger RNA from Zootoca vivipara (common lizard), 6789 nucleotides. RefSeq names its product SRY-box transcription factor 9 (gene SOX9). Gene Ontology annotation, cellular component: nucleus. Gene Ontology annotation, molecular function: DNA-binding transcription factor activity, RNA polymerase II-specific; RNA polymerase II cis-regulatory region sequence-specific DNA binding. The record is from RefSeq and is a predicted model, not a curated record. Gene Ontology annotation, biological process: morphogenesis of an epithelium; heart development; oligodendrocyte differentiation. Lineage: Eukaryota; Metazoa; Chordata; Lepidosauria; Squamata; Lacertidae.